AUGUCCCAGCCUAGCGCAAAGUUAGACAAUCUUUCCCCUUAUCCUGAACCCAGACUAACAUUCUCCAGUAUCAUUCUCGUCUCACCUAGGAAUGAAAUCCUCUUAAGGGGGGGGGGGGAUCUAUCUUCGCAGGAUGGCCCUGAUCCAAAGAGACACGAUGCGAUCUGGUACAGACGGGCAGCUUUAAGAGAGCUUUUCGAGGGAAGUGGGAUCCUAUUAGCUCGUGACACUGCUUCAGGGGCGAUGCUCCAUGUCAGUGAUGCCAAACGAGGAGAAGGCAGACGGGCAAUUCACGCCCAAAAAACUACUUUUGCCCAGUGGUUGAAGAAGCAAGACUCUGCAGCAGAGCCGGAUACAGAAAACCUGAUCCCUUUCACUCGCUGGGUCAACCCGAUUGGUGUCCCUUAUCGCUACACGACGCAAAUGUAUCUUUACUUCUUGCCCAUGGACAAUCAUGAUCUUAAGCGAGACAUUCUAAACAUGCCAAGGGAGAUCCACGAGCUCACGCAUGAUGGGGGGAUCGAGAUCACUGAUGCUCGGUUCUUGGAGUCUUCAGAGUGGCUUCGAAAAGCUGUCAAGAAAGAGGUCAAACUUUUACCGCCUCAAUAUUUCCUCCGGAGAAAACUGGCUAUAUUCGCGCACUCUGGAUCGCCACCCUGGACGCAGAUGUGUAUUUCGCCUACAAUCUUGAGGACUCUACCCGAUGGGCGGUCGUUGGUGGGAUUGGAUACCCCUGGCCAUGAGCUCGAAGGAUCUGAUCGAAGAGGCGUGGGUGAUCGGGUUGUUUUGGUCCGAAUUCAAUAGAGAUGGCCCUAGUGAGGCUGAAGUUAAAUGGAAGAAAGAUAUUCUGGAGGAUGGGAAAGAAAAUGGUAGACUUUGAUCGGGAGUAAUUAUUCAAUCCAAACCCAUCGCUUCACCCUCUUUCUACCUGAAUGGUUUUUGU
Aspergillus wentii DTO 134E9 is the source of this 943-nucleotide messenger RNA. RefSeq lists its product as uncharacterized. The transcript has 4 exons. Gene Ontology annotation, cellular component: mitochondrion. The record is from RefSeq and is a predicted model, not a curated record. Lineage: Eukaryota; Fungi; Ascomycota; Eurotiomycetes; Eurotiales; Aspergillaceae. Gene Ontology annotation, molecular function: hydrolase activity, acting on acid anhydrides, in phosphorus-containing anhydrides. The coding region runs from base 1 to 804 and encodes 267 amino acids.